AUGGAGAAAAAAAUUAAACCAAUCUUAUUUAUUAAAUUUACUUUAUUUGUACUUUUAGCUUGGAUAUGUUACUUCACGAAUAAUGCGAAUAUAUUUAGUAAAUUUUUUGAUGAAAACUACAAGGUUGUUAGAAAAUUAGAUACAAAUAUUUAUCGAUCACUAGCAAAAUAUAAGCAGUAUAAGGAUUUAAAUAAUAUAGGAUUAAAAAAUGGUAUGCAAAAUAAUGGAGAUUUCAUAAAUGAAAAUAUAUAUAGUUGUGAAAAAUUAGCCAAGAAUAAAAGUAACUUAUCUAAUGAUAGUCCAUCAAAAAAUUCAAGAGGACAUAAACAAGAUAAGAAAAAUAAAUCUUGUGUAUUUGAAACCAAAAAAUAUUCCAAUUUAGAAAAAAAUAUAUUCAAAGAACUAGAUUAUAUGGAUAGGACAAUUAGUAAUAAAAAUUAUAGAAAAAUAAUAUGUAAAAAGUACGGAUUAAGAUUCGCUUUACCUGUAUUAAUAUUGUUGUUAUUACUGACAGUAUUCAUUGUAGAUUUGACUUUGGGUAUAGUGCAAGAACAAAGCUUAUGGGCGCUAAUAGGAUUCGAUAAGCCCAAUUAGAAAAAUUAGUUAAACCGCUUUUAUUUUAACUCCAUUGUCAAAAUUAGGUGGGUUUUUCAAGCACAGUACAUGGGGGGGGAUGGUCAAUGUUCUUCUUGCAAAGCAUGCUGCUCUGCUAGUCUUAGUGAAGCUGAGAAGGCAUUAAUAGUUAGUAAAGAAUGCAUAUUGGGACAAUUAUUUGGAUAUUUGGUAUAUGUGAUACCUUUCCUCAUAUUGGGUAUCGCAGUUAUAUCAAAGGUUAUUUAUUACCAUAAAAAAGUUAAAAAAUAUGAAAAAAUUAAAUUCAGGAAAAGGUAA
This is a messenger RNA of Plasmodium malariae, 891 nucleotides long. The record is from the annotation of a RefSeq genome assembly. NCBI's taxonomy places the organism in Eukaryota, Apicomplexa, Aconoidasida, Haemosporida, Plasmodiidae.